AAAGCUAAAGACUUUGUUUUAUUUUUUUGCUGCUACAUUCUGCAGAGAGACGCAAAAAGAAAUAAAAGGGAAAUUCCCUUUUUUGCUAGGGUUCCAGGUUUAGCCUUGGAACCCCGCCGCCGUCACGCCUUCCCCUGCCCGGUGGCCGGAGCCAUGCGAGGGUGUCUCCCACCAGCGCGUUGGAGCGCGCUCAGAGACCAAGGCUCUGAAACGGGGAAACGAGGAGAAAACGGAAGGCCUUUGUCCCUUCCUUAACCAGCGUUCGGCGACGGCGAAGAGCCGAUGACGACGCCGGAUUCAGGGGCCGAUUCAGGACCUGAUGAAGUCAACGGAGACGGAAAGCUUCCAUUUUGGUGCAAGGCGCAGCUGGCGGUGGCAGACCUCGGGCGACGAGUGCGCUGGAGGCACAUGGGUAGCAAGAUGCGGCGCACUAGGGUUUCUAGGUUUCUGAUUUUUGCUGAAAUUGUUUUAAUUUUGGGCCAUCUGGGCCUUGUUAUUUUUCGGGUUUGGAAUUUGGGUUGUAAUUUUGGGCCUGGGCAUAAAUUGGGUCUUACAAAGUACAAAUGCUUUAUUUGGAAGAAUAAAGUUAUACAUUUUAAAUUCGAUUAUUGUUUUUCAUUACUAAGGGUGGGUUUGGAUGGGCGGUGUGUUUGCUUGCGGUUAGUGUAAAAACAGUAGUGGCGGUGAGAUUAGAUACUGUAGCGAAAUUGUAGCCUGAAACAAAAAGUAAGCUAAACACAUCGCACCGCACUCAAUCGCUCAUCCAAACCCACCAUAAAUCUUUGAAAACGUUGUUUGUAUCAAAAU
Gossypium raimondii (Peruvian cotton) is the source of this 807-nucleotide messenger RNA. RefSeq lists its product as uncharacterized. The transcript is spliced from 2 exons. Bases 283 to 669 code for a protein of 128 amino acids. The record is from RefSeq and is a predicted model, not a curated record. NCBI's taxonomy places the organism in Eukaryota, Viridiplantae, Streptophyta, Magnoliopsida, Malvales, Malvaceae.